UGAAAGCCAGUCCGUUUGGCAGCCAAUUUGACAUGUGUUACAGUUAAAUCAUUUUGGUGUCCCAGAAUAAUGAAGAAUAAGAAAAUCCUCGCUCUGGUGUGGACUUGUGUAGCAGGGGCACCGCUGUCAGAGGCCUGCUGCAGGGAGGCAUUGUGGGCCGAGCAGAUGUCAUCCUGACUCUGUGACCCUCACCCCGUGAUGCUGGAGAAGAGCUUCCAAAUCUAUUCUGAACUUUGCCUCAUGCUGGUGAUGAUGGAGGAUGAAGCUGUCCUGGACAGAGGGGCUUCCUUCCUCAAGCAUGUGUGUGAUGAAGAAGAAGUAGAAGGUCACCACACCAUCUAUAUUGGGGUUCAUGUGCCCAAAAGUUACAGGAGAAGGAGACGCCACAAGAGGAAGACGGGGCACAAGGAGAAGAAGGAGAAGGAGAGAGUGUCUGAGAACUACUCCGACAGGUCCGACGUCGAGAACGCCGACGAGUCUGGCAGCAGCAUCCUAAAGCCCCUGAUCUCUCCUGCCGCAGAGCGCAUCCGAUUCAUCUUGGGGGAGGAGGACGACAGCCCCGCACCCCCACAGCUCUUCACGGAGCUGGAUGAGCUGCUGGCCGUGGACGGGCAGGAGAUGGAGUGGAAGGAGACAGCCAGGUGGAUAAAAUUUGAAGAGAAAGUGGAACAGGGUGGGGAAAGAUGGAGCAAGCCCCAUGUGGCCACGUUGUCCCUUCACAGCUUGUUUGAGCUGAGGACGUGCAUGGAGAAAGGGUCCAUCCUGCUGGACCGAGAGGCCUCCUCCCUCCCCCAGCUGGUGGAGAUGAUCGUUGACCAUCAAAUUGAGACAGGCCUGUUGAAACCUGACCUUAAGGAUAAGGUGACCUACACUUUGCUCCGGAAACACCGGCAUCAAACCAAGAAAUCCAACCUCCGGUCCCUGGCUGACAUUGGGAAGACGGUCUCCAGUGCGAGCAGGAUGUUCACCAGCCCCGAUAAUGGUAGCCCAGCCAUGACCCACAGGAAUCUGACUUCCUCCAGUCUGAAUGACAUUUCUGAUAAACCAGAGAAGGACCAGCUGAAGAAUAAAUUCAUGAAAAAGCUGCCCCGUGACGCAGAAGCUUCCAACGUGCUUGUGGGGGAGGUGGACUUUCUGGAUACCCCGUUCAUCGCCUUCGUCCGGCUCCAGCAGGCUGUCAUGCUGGGCGCCCUGACUGAGGUCCCUGUCCCCACCAGGUUCUUGUUCAUCCUCUUAGGCCCGAAGGGGAAAGCCAAGUCCUACCAUGAGAUUGGCAGAGCCAUUGCUACCUUGAUGUCCGAUGAGGUGUUCCAUGACAUUGCCUAUAAAGCAAAGGACAGGCAUGACCUGAUUGCUGGCAUCGAUGAGUUCCUAGACGAAGUCAUUGUCCUUCCUCCUGGAGAAUGGGACCCAGCGAUCAGGAUAGAGCCUCCUAAGAGCCUUCCAUCAUCCGACAAAAGAAAGAACAUGUACUCAGGGGGCGAGAACAUCCAGAUGAACGGGGACACGCCCCAUGACGGAGGACACGGAGGUGGCGGACACGGGGACUGUGAGGAGCUCCAGCGCACGGGACGGUUCUGUGGUGGACUCAUCAAGGACAUAAAGAGGAAAGCACCGUUCUUUGCCAGUGAUUUUUAUGAUGCUUUAAAUAUUCAGGCUCUCUCGGCAAUUCUCUUCAUUUACCUGGCGACGGUCACGAAUGCCAUCACGUUUGGAGGACUGCUCGGGGAUGCCACAGAGAACAUGCAGGGUGUGUUGGAGAGUUUUCUGGGCACCGCUGUCUCAGGAGCCAUCUUUUGCCUUUUUGCUGGUCAACCACUCACUAUUUUGAGCAGCACUGGACCUGUCCUGGUUUUUGAGAGGCUUCUGUUUAAUUUCAGCAAAGACAAUAGUUUUGACUACUUGGAGUUUCGCCUUUGGAUCGGCCUGUGGUCGGCCUUCCUGUGUCUUGUGCUGGUGGCCACCGACGCCAGCUUCUUGGUUCAGUACUUCACUCGCUUCACGGAGGAGGGCUUCUCAUCCCUCAUCAGCUUCAUCUUCAUUUACGACGCUUUCAAGAAGAUGAUCAAGCUGGCCGAUUACUACCCCAUCAACUCCGACUUCAGAGUGGGCUACAACACCCGCUUUGUCUGUGCCUGUGUGCCACCUGACCCAGGUAACAUCUCCAUGUCUAAUGUCACCACCCUGGCCCCCGAGGAUUUGCCACCUGUGUCUCCUGACAUGCACCGUAAUGCUUCCCUGGACUGGGCGCUGCUGUCCAAGAAGGAGUGUGUGAAGUACGGAGGGGAGCUCGUGGGGAACAGCUGCAGCUUCGUCCCCGACGUCACGCUCAUGUCUUUCAUCCUCUUCUUGGGGACGUACACCUCCUCCAUGGCUCUGAAAAAGUUCAAAACCAGUCGCUAUUUCCCAACAACAGCAAGAAAAUUGAUCAGCGAUUUUGCCAUUAUCUUGUCUAUCCUCAUCUUCUGUGUGAUAGAUGCCCUGGUAGGUGUGGACACUCCAAAACUCCUCGUGCCCAGUGAGUUCAAGCCAACAAGUCCAAACCGAGGUUGGUUCGUGCCGCCGUUUGGGGGCAACCCCUGGUGGGUGUACCUGGCUGCCGCCAUCCCAGCCUUACUGGUCACCAUUCUGAUUUUCAUGGACCAGCAGAUCACAGCUGUGAUUGUCAACAGGAAAGAACACAAACUCAAGAAAGGAGCCGGGUAUCACCUGGACCUCUUCUGGGUGGCCGUCCUCAUGGUCGUGUGCUCCUUCAUGGGUCUCCCGUGGUAUGUGGCCGCCACCGUCAUCUCCAUCGCUCACAUCGACAGUUUGAAGAUGGAGACGGAGACUUCAGCACCUGGAGAGCAGCCCAAGUUUCUGGGAGUGAGGGAACAAAGAGUCACUGGAACCCUUGUGUUUAUUCUGACUGGUCUGUCAGUCUUUAUGGCUCCCAUCCUGAAGUUUAUUCCCAUGCCUGUCCUGUACGGCGUGUUCCUGUACAUGGGGGUGGCGUCCCUGAAAGGUGUACAGUUCAUGGAUCGUCUGAAGCUGCUCCUGAUGCCGCUGAAGCAUCAGCCCGACUUUAUCUACCUGCGGCACGUCCCCCUGCGCAGAGUGCACCUGUUCACUUUCCUGCAGGUGCUGUGUCUGGCCCUCCUCUGGAUCCUCAAGUCCACUGUGGCUGCCAUCAUUUUUCCCGUCAUGAUCCUGGCGCUCGUAGCUGUCAGAAAAGGCAUGGACUACGUCUUCUCCCAGCACGACCUCAGCUUCCUGGACGACGUCAUCCCAGAAAAGGACAAGAAGAAGAAGGAGGACGAGAAGAAGAAGAAGAAGAAGAAGGGAAGUGUGGACAGCGACAACGAUGAUUCUGACUGCCCAUACUCAGAAAAAGUUCCAAGUAUUAAAAUUCCAAUGGACAUCCUGGAACAGCAGCCCUUCCUAAGCGAUAGCAAACCUUCUGACAGAGAAAGAUCACCAACAUUCCUUGAACGCCACACCUCUUGCUGAUAAAAUUCCUUUCCUUCAGUCUCUCGGUUUGCCAAGUCCUCCUAGAACUCCAGUAAAAGUUGUGCCUCACACGAGAAUAGAACUUGAGCCUGAAGACAGUGAUUAUUUCUGAGGAGCAGGGAACAGAAACUACAGUGUAACGCGUUUGUCUUUCUUCAAAUUGGGUUUUGUGGUUAAUGUUCUUGGGGGUUUUAUCUGCCUGUUUAUUUUUUAACUUUUGUCUUGUCUCAGUUCUUGGUCACUGGCCAAAUAAUAUAGCGCUCUCUCUGCUUCUCUCUGGCAUAGGUAAAAUCAGGGCAGUAGUGCACACUGUUUCUUAAAACACCACCUGAGGAAUCUCCUUUUUGUUCUUAAACUUGCACACGUGUCCUCUGACAAACCAAAUUCCUGAGUCACUCAAGACAGGCACAGACCCUACCCUUUUCCUCUGUCAAGCAGAGGACAGAAGUAUUAAGGAUUUUACAAACACCUGUUAUUUGUAGCUUUGGAGCUGUGCUGACUGGCUUGUCUUUGUCUGGUAGAACAAGCCUUGACCUCCAGGCAGAGCCCCUUACCGCAGAGGACUGGAAAGCACUGCUGUUCUAACCUGCUUCUGCUUGCAAACCCUACCUUAUGUUAUCAACAGAAGAGAAACGAAAGGUACUUUAUCCUUGUAGAGAAACCCUCCCCAUCGCCAUGGCUGCAGCCAGCGCUGGAGGGUCCCUUUUUCCUAUGCAACUUUUUUUAACCCUUUAAUGAACUUAUCUGUUGAGUACAUUGAAGAAAAUUUUUCUUCCUAGAUUUUGUUGUUUAAAUUAUGGGGCCUAACCUGCAACUUAUUUUUUUGUCAAUUUUUAAAACUUUUUUUUAAUUACUGUAAAGAAAAUGAAUUUUUUCCUGCAGCAGGAAACAUAGUUUUGAGUAGUUCUACCUCUUAUUUGUAGCUGCCAGGCUUUCUGUAAAAAUUGUAUUGUAUAUUACGUGAUUUUUACACACAGAGACACAAACAAAAAUACACAAUCUCUGGGGUAAGCCAGAAGGCAAGAUCAGAUUCAAAACACCAUGUUUCAAAGCAUCCAUUUUUCCCUUUCUUUAAAAAACUUUUAACUGUUCUAUGAAGGAGAUGGGGGGAGAAGAGAUGAGCUCCCACGCAGGGGGAUGACGGAUGUCCUGAUGACAGUGACAUCUGUGCAGUGUUGACUGCCACCACGUCGCUGUCCUGUGCAGUAUUGUUAGACGAGGUUUCACUUUGAGGUGUUUGUGUGUGUGUGUGUGUGAGUGUGUGUGUGUGUGGCUGGUGCACACGUGCAAUGUUAGGAAGAGGGAAGUGACAGCAGGCAAAGGACAAAGUCCCCAAGUCUGUUGUGCCAGUUUUCAUAAAACGCAAACCACCUAUGGACAAUCAGCAGAGGGCCAAGCAAUUUACCGUUAUGCAAAUGAGAGUGAAUCUGUCUUAUUACACAGAUUAUCAGUCACCAUUACUGACACAAUAGCUCACAUUGUAGGAAUAGGAAUGGCCGAUCCACCUAUCCAUAAAGUGUCACAUCUGGAAUGUGGAUACUCUGGGAGGUGGAUGUGUUCACACUCUUAACAGUACUAAUAGUACUCCCAUACUUUUCUUUUUAGGAUGCAAAGGCAGUUCUUCAAAACUGGGACAUUUAGAAUAUAUUUGUGUACAUAUACGUGUGUGUGUGUUUAAAGCACCAUGUUGAAAAUUAGACCUUUAUUAACCAAAUUUAACAUGGUAUUUAAAUGGACUGAUGUACAGUGUACGUUGGUGAUGUAUGUUAAAAAUAACUUUUUAAACAUUGAAUCUGUAAUCUUGAAUUCAUACAACCACCUUGGUAAUACAUCCCAACUAUCUCUGAUUGGAGGAGGAGCACCACAGUCAGAAGGAAACUAUUUGUUUCACUUUUAUGAUAGAGACUUACUGAUUUUUAUAUUAAUUAAAUUAUAAAUCUGUCCUCUUGACAUUUUGAUUAUAAAACUUUUAUUAUCAGAGUUAGCUCUUAGUUUUAUAGUAUCUGAUAACCAUAAAAAUUUUAAUUUUACACAAAUUAGAUAUAAAUAACCCUAAGUUUUUCAUUAAAAUGGCAGUGGGAAAUUACAUCUUAUUGUGUUAAAAAUCUCACCUACUAAAUUUUGGCAUCACAUUUUCUAUUUAGAGCUAUCCUUAAGAUGAUUAUUCUGUAUUAUCUAGUUUUCUGAUACUCCGAUACAGAACUGUAUAAGAACAUCCCCCCUUUUUUACUGAUAGAAACAUUAAUAAAAUGUUUUAAAACCAUGCAUAAUAAAUGCAGCCUAACCUCUAAUCUUGUUAAAUUAAAGACAUUUGUUGUUUUCUGAUCACACAUCAAGUAUGUGCAGUUUUGCCCCUCUCCAGACCUUUCAGAGAACCCCUGAAGUGACGCACCCACUUUCAGAUCCACAGUCUGUGACAGAAGGCUGCUGGUCAUGCUAAGAACAUACAGUGGCACCUGACAUUUGCUAACUGAACAGGUAAUGUCAGACCCUCUCAGUGUUUGCUGCAACCCAGGAAGUUUUUUUAUAAGAAUCGUUCCUUUCAAAGGAGCAGACGUAGUUACCAAACUAACAAGCAAAACCUGGGUCCCCACAAAGCUGCCAGUCACGUGGAUUUUAACUGAUUUACUCACUGACAAAGAACUGGCCAGAUUUGGGGGUGGUUUUGUUUCUAUGUAAACUGGACACAAAUUACAACAGUAAAUUUUUUAUGAAGUAUUUCUCCCUUAAACUCUGAUAAGAAUUCGGAGAUAAAGAUUUGAGUUGCUGGAAGUAAAGGCUGAGUGUGCACAGAGCUGCCAGCCAGAGUCCGGCCCGGGAUUGUGGAAGCUCAUGGUUGGAGGAACGAGAUGGCGGGGGUGGGGGCUCUGCCCUGUCAGGGGGCCAUAAACGCCUGUUUGGGAGAACAUCCCUUGGAAACAGUGUUCUCCUGUGAAAGGAGGCUCGCACCCUGUUUCCUGGGCCACAGCGAACAGUGUUUCUUCCGCUCCUUCCAGUCAGGGUUGGGGAGGGAAGUGGGGGCCCUACUGGCUUCAGAGGGAGGAAAAUAAAACCGUCCUCCCCGGCCACCCUGCAGGAAGGAGGAAGUGACUGUGGGCUGUGGCCACUCAGUGUGAUGCUCAAUGCAGGUGCACCGGCCACACACCGUCUUUUAUCAGCUCUGUGUUGAUGCUUGAGAGAGAAUGAUUGUCUUCCAAGUUUUUUGGUUCCUUUUUUUAAAACUGUGUUAAAGUACUUGAAAUGUAUUGACUGCUGACUAUCUUUUAAAAAUGAAACAAAAUCGUUUGAAUUGUAUUACAGAGGUCGGCAUUGUUCAGGGUGGGACAAAGCUUUCUUCAAACCUUUUCAUACCACUUAAUGAUUUUGGUGCAGGAACCUGAGAGCCUCUCAUUCAUUUCCCACGGCAGUUACCAUCUGCUCUCCGCAGCGUGAGUAUGCAGCCCGGGGCACCGCUGAGUACAAUCCCGUGACCCCUUUAUAGCUUUUCACAUUCUGAAGGGCCUUGGGAAUUUUCAGAUGAUGAUUACAUUGAGCUUCAUUGCAGCCUGAAAUUAAAAACUUACAAAAGGUUUUGUAACAUAUGUGAAUAGUCAAGUUGCAUUUGACCAGGAAUUGCUUGGCUCAUUUCACUGUGUUCCAUGGCACUUAUACAAGAAUCGAGAGUGUUGUUUCCUAGACAGAUACUGCAACUCAGGGCUAAAGUCAUCCGGUGAAACUUAGAGCCAGAAGGAGCUUUGUCCCAGUCCUACAAUGUGAAGGGUGAAUCGCUGCCUCUUUCUAGCCGUUUCCAUGGCUGGUACGUAUUCGUACACAUUACUUUUCAGAAUCAAUACGCACUUUCAGAUAUUCUUAUUUUUAUUCUCUUAAGUCUUUAUUAACUUUGGAGAACUGAUGCAUCUUUUUAUUUUAAAUGAAGUAGAUCAACAUGGUGGAACAAAAUGAUAAAGAACAGAAAACAUUUCAAUAUAUUACUAAUAAUUUUUCCAAUAUAAAACCUAAAAUUCCUAUAACAUUAUAGUAUUUUACAGUUUUAUGAAGCUUUCUAUUGUGACUUUUAUGGAAUUAAGAGAUGAAGAAGAUGAGAUAUUUUAGCAUUUAUAUUUUUCAAAAUUAUAUGUAUACUUAAAAUAAAGUAACUUUAUGCAUUUA
Molecule: messenger RNA, 7638 nt
Organism: Otolemur garnettii (small-eared galago)
Lineage: Eukaryota; Metazoa; Chordata; Mammalia; Primates; Galagidae
Gene: SLC4A4
Product: solute carrier family 4 member 4
Exons: 26
Coding region: 199-3489 (1096 amino acids)
Biological process (GO): regulation of intracellular pH; bicarbonate transport; monoatomic anion transport
Cellular component (GO): plasma membrane; basolateral plasma membrane
Molecular function (GO): solute:inorganic anion antiporter activity; sodium:bicarbonate symporter activity; monoatomic anion transmembrane transporter activity
Source: RefSeq, a predicted model, not a curated record